This is a messenger RNA of Leopardus geoffroyi (Geoffroy's cat), 7280 nucleotides long. RefSeq names its product collagen type XXIV alpha 1 chain (gene COL24A1). Gene Ontology annotation, molecular function: extracellular matrix structural constituent. The record is from RefSeq and is a predicted model, not a curated record. The coding region runs from base 830 to 5956 and encodes 1708 amino acids. The transcript has 61 exons. Lineage: Eukaryota; Metazoa; Chordata; Mammalia; Carnivora; Felidae.
UGAAAGGGCUGUGAGGGGAUCGAAGCUUAUGUUAAAAAAAAAUGUGUUACAAAAAUUGGAGAAGGUAUUCAAACUGGAAAGACUGUAGUCUCUUAGUCUGUUCUAGAUGCAUAAACACAAAUCAUUAAUCCAUGCUCAUAAGCUGGAGGAGGGCAGAAAGCAGAAAUUGUAGUACUGGGGGCAGACUGAAAGUCAAGAGUGAAGGGGAGGAAAGGUAGAAAGGAGACCGUCACAGUCCGUUUAUAAUAUGGCUUAGGCCACAAGCAUCACUGUAAAAACACAAGAAAGUCGGAGGAGAAUGAAGGGUCCCGCUGAGUAUAAUUCCAGACAGUGUGUGUGAAGAGGACGGAGGUGAAAAAUUGGGGAUGGGAGACAUGCAAGCGGAAAACAUCAAACUGGGGACUGGAGGAAAAAAGGACGCAGGAAGGAUACUAGUCACCUACAAGUUUCGGGGACGACGAGGGAGGGUGGCGUGGGAAGCUGGAGCGUCGGGGCGUGGCCGGGGCGGCUGCGGGCCCAGGGGCUUGCGGACCGGGCGCGGGAGCCCGGGCUCGGGUCGGGGGUAGGUUGCGGGGCGGAGGGGGAGGUGUGCACUGUGUUUGGUGAUGUCAUUGCAAGUCAGUGAGCGGUGAAAUUUAACACCGGCCGGAUUUGCUGCGCUCCUCUUCUUCCAGGGGAAGCAGCCGGCGGCAGUCAAAGCUGAGCGCCUGCAGUUGCCACCGGCCCCCUCGCACCAACUAGAUCUCCGAAGUGGUACCUGCACCCUUAGCAGUUCGGAGUUGCCUUCUGUUUUCCGUUAGUGCUUCGCUGCAGGGACAAAUGCAUACAAAUGCAUUUAGGAGCCCACAGGACAAGGCGUGGAAAGGUCUCCCACACGGCAAAAACGAAACUGCUUCUUCAUUUUAUUGUGCUAUGUGUGGCAGACAGUGCUGUUCAUGCACAAGAACAAGGCAUAGAUAUUCUUCAUCAACUAGGCCUUGGAGACAAAGAUGUAAGACACUCAUCAUCAGUGACUGCUGUACCAUCAUCAUCUACACCAUUACCUCAGGGGGUCCAUUUAACAGAAUCAGGUGUCAUUUUAACAAAUGAUGCUUAUAUUGAGUCACCUCUCAUGAAAAUUUUACCAUUCAACUUAGAACAGCCAUUUACAAUAUUAAUUGGGUUACAGUCACAUAGAGUAAACAAUGCAUUUCUCUUCAGCAUUAGAAAUAAAAAUAGACUGCAAUUAGGAGUGCAAUUAUUACCUAAAAAAUUAGUAGUAUACCUUGGAGGAAAGCAGUCUGUGUUUUUCAACUACAGUGUUCAUGAUGAGCGAUGGCACUUCUUUGCCAUUACUAUUAGAAACCAAGUUGUUUCAAUGUCUGUUGAGUGUGGAAAGAAAUAUUUUAGCAGAGAGACUCUUUUGGAAGUCCAGACUUUUGAUUCUAACAGUGUGUUUACACUAGGAAGUAUGAAUAAUAAUUCUGUCCAUUUUGAAGGAGUAGUAUGUCAGUUGGAUAUUAUUCCUUCUGCAGAAGCAUCUGCAAACUAUUGUAGAUAUGUGAAACAUCGUUGUCACCCUGAGACAAACCAUCUUCAUACAACCAUCGUACCAGCUGAGAUACUGGAAAACUCUCCCUUGCCCAAACAAUUUGGUGAAAAAGUGCUGUCUGAGGACACAUUUACCAAAGGCAAAAACAUUCCAAAUAUCAUAAAUAAUGAUUCUGCAACAGUCCAUAAGCAACAAGAACACCAAAUAUCAAAAUCUCAAUUCAUUUCUCUUCAUUCAAGGAAUGUUUCUGCUGUGGAUCUUGUAAACCAUGGGAUUCAAGACAAAGAAAUGAUCACUGAGGAACAUACUCAGACAAAUUUAAGUCUGUCAAUGACCCAUCAUCUCAAAAAGGCGAAAACAAAUAGCAAGGAGAAAUUUAGUUCUUUUUCAAAUGUAUCUGACAAUGUCACACAACAUAAUGAUAAACUAACUGGUCUGUCACCAUUUAAGAAGAUAUCAUCUAUUCUUCCACAUAUAAAACAAGAAACAAUUACUAAUCUCAAGAAGGCUAUCACAGCAAAUCUACACACUAAUGAACUCAUGGAACUGCAACAGAUUUUAAACACAACCUUAUACAGAGUGACAGAUGAGCCAUCUGUGGACAAUCACCUUGACCUAAGGAAGGAAGGUGAAAUUGAUCCUGAUGCUACCUAUCCCAUCGAAAAUAGCUAUGAGACUGACCUUUAUGAUUAUUAUUAUUAUUAUGAGGAUCUUAAUACAAUGCUCGAAAUGGAGAAUCUGAGAGGGCCAAAAGGGGACACUGGACCUCCCGGUCCCCCUGGUCCAGCAGGCAUCCCAGGCCCAUCAGGAAGGAGAGGUCCACGGGGCAUACCAGGGCCACAUGGAAAUCCUGGGUUACCUGGAUUACCAGGUCCAAAGGGCCCCAAAGGAGAUCCAGGACUUUCCCCUGGUCAAGCUGUUCCUGGAAAAAAGGGCAGUCAAGGCCUUUCUGGAUUAAUGGGCCCCCCUGGUAUGCAAGGUGAUAAGGGUCUCAAAGGCCAUCCGGGGCUCCCAGGUCUCCGAGGUGAACCAGGAAUUCCAGGAUUCACUGGUAAUAUUGGUUCACGUGGUUACCCUGGAAGGCAGGGUGUAGCUGGACCAGAAGGUAAUCCAGGUCCUAAAGGUAUACGAGGUUUUAUUGGCUCUCCUGGAGAAGUAGGACAACUGGGACCUGAAGGAGAAAGAGGUGUUCCUGGGAUCCGGGGAAAGAAGGGUCUUAAGGGAAGACAGGGUUUUCCAGGUGACUUUGGAGACAGAGGCCCUGCUGGCCCUGAUGGCAGUCCUGGACUUGUAGGUAACAUUGGCCCUCCAGGAUUUCCUGGGCUUAGAGGCAGUGUUGGCCCUACUGGACCAUUUGGACCUUCUGGAAUUCCUGGCCCUGUGGGUCUUUCCGGGAAUAAGGGCCUACCUGGAAUCAAAGGUGAUAAGGGUGAGCAAGGCAUUGCAGGAGAGCCAGGAGAACCAGGGUAUCCUGGAGACAAGGGUGCUGUUGGUGUUCCAGGACCACCAGGGAUGAGAGGAAAGCCAGGACCUUCAGGCCAAAUGGGUGACCCAGGACCCCAAGGACCAUGUGGCCCUCCAGGACCAGAGGGUUUUCCAGGAGAUAUUGGGAUUCCUGGACAAAAUGGCCCUGAAGGAUCUAAGGGACUCCUUGGAAAUAGGGGACCUCCAGGACCUCCUGGUCUCAAAGGACCUCAGGGAGAAGAAGGACCAGUUGGACUCUUUGGAGAACUGGGACCAAGAGGAAAACCAGGUCAAAAGGGGUAUGCAGGUGAACCAGGACCAGAAGGCUUAAAGGGAGAAGUAGGAGAUCAAGGAAACGUUGGAAAGAUUGGUGAAACAGGACCUGUCGGUUUACCUGGAGAAGUUGGGAUUACUGGAAGCAUUGGUGAAAAGGGAGAACGUGGAAGUCCAGGUCCACAAGGUCCCCAGGGGGAAAAGGGUGUCAUGGGAUAUCCAGGUCCUCCUGGGGAUCCAGGACCCAUUGGUGCCCUGGGAUUACCUGGUCAUGUGGGAGCAAGAGGACCACCUGGAAGUCAAGGUCCUAAAGGACAAAGAGGACCAAGAGGACCAGAUGGUCUCAUAGGGGAACAAGGUAUACAAGGUUCCAAGGGUGAAAAAGGAGAUCAAGGAAAAAGAGGGCCUUAUGGUCUUACUGGUAAGACUGGAAACCCUGGAGAGAGAGGAAUUCAAGGGAAACCAGGUUUGCAAGGACCCCCUGGGAGUACAGGAGACAGAGGACUUGAAGGAGAACCAGGACCACGAGGAUUGCCAGGUGAUGCGGGACCUCCUGGAGAAACGGGUGCUGAGGGCCCUUCAGGUAUUGAGGGAGAAGCAGGUCUGCAAGGUGAACCAGGUGCAAAGGGAAAUGCUGGACCUACAGGCAAUGUUGGAGUUGCUGGAGAACCAGGGUUACGGGGUGAACCAGGAGCACCUGGAGAAGAAGGUCUCCAAGGAAAAGAUGGAUUAAAGGGAAACCCAGGAGGAAGGGGUCUUCCUGGAGAAGAUGGAGAAAAAGGAGAGACGGGCUUACCGGGGGCUUCAGGACCCUUGGGUGGACCAGGUCUGAUGGGUCCUCCGGGAUCUGAAGGAAUUGUGGGAAUUCCAGGGCAAAGAGGUCGCCCAGGCAAAAAGGGUGAAAAAGGACAAAUAGGGCCCACCGGAGAAAUUGGAAGCAGAGGUGCUCCCGGACAAAUUGGGGAAAGUGGUCCUAAGGGUGCCAGAGGAACGAGAGGUGCUGUGGGACAUUUAGGAUUGAUGGGACUUGAUGGAGAACCAGGAAUUCCAGGAUAUAGGGGCCACCAGGGCCAGCCAGGCCUUUCUGGGCUGCCAGGACCUAAAGGAGAAAAGGGUUAUCCAGGAGAAGAUAGCACAGUGCUAGGACCACCUGGGCCUCGAGGUGAACCAGGUCCUGUGGGGGAACAAGGAGAGAGAGGAGAGCCUGGAGCAGAGGGCUAUAAGGGUCACAUGGGUAUACCAGGACCAAGAGGUGCUACUGGACAACAAGGGCCCCCAGGUGAGCCAGGUGACCAGGGUGAACAAGGACUAAAAGGAGAGAGAGGAUCUGAAGGUCCUAAAGGGAAAAAAGGCACUCCUGGCCCUGCUGGGAAACCUGGGAUUCCUGGUCUUCCAGGCCUACCUGGGCCAAAAGGCAUGCAAGGAUACCAUGGAGCCGAUGGCAUUUCAGGAAACUCUGGAAAAGUUGGGCUACCAGGAAAACAGGGACUUCCUGGCACCAGAGGCAGCCCAGGAAGAGCAGGACCAGCUGGGUCUCCAGGUCCUCGAGGAGCCAAGGGGCCAUCAGGCCUUCCAGGAAGCCCAGGGGUUCCAGGCCCAAAGGGCGAACAAGGACUACCUGGACAACCUGGAAUUCAAGGUAAAAGAGGCCACGGAGGAGCACAAGGUGAUCAAGGACCACGUGGAGAGCCUGGCCUUAAAGGGCAGCCUGGAGAACAUGGUGUCCAAGGUUUGACAGGUUUCCAAGGAUUCCCAGGCCCCAGGGGUCCUGAGGGAGAUGCUGGCAUCAUUGGAAUAUCAGGUCCUAAAGGUCCCGUUGGACAGAGAGGAAACACUGGCCCCUUUGGCAAAGAAGGUAUAAUAGGCCCAACAGGUAGAACUGGACCCAGAGGUGAAAAAGGCUUUAGAGGUGAAACUGGUCCCCAAGGGCCAAGAGGUCAACCAGGGCCUCCAGGUCCACCUGGAGCACCUGGCCCAAGAAAACAAAUGGAUAUCAAUGCUGCUAUUCAAGCCUUGAUUGAAUCACAUGCUGCCCUACAGAUGGAGAACUACCAAAAUACUGAAGUGACUCUAAUUGACUACGGUGCAGAGAUAUCCAAAACCCUGAACUACCUUAGCAAUUUACUGCACAGCAUCAAGAAUCCUCUUGGCACACGAGAUAACCCAGCACGAAUCUGCAGAGAUUUGCUUAACUGUGAACACAAAGUAUCAGAUGGAAAAUACUGGAUUGAUCCAAAUCUUGGAUGCCCUUCAGAUGCCAUUGAGGUUUUCUGCAAUUUCAGUGCUGGUGGUCAGACAUGUUUAUCUCCUGUUUCUGUAACAAAGUUGGAGUUUGGAGUUGGAAAAGUCCAGAUGAACUUCCUUCACUUACUGAGCUCAGAAGCCACCCAUAUCAUCACUAUUCACUGUCUAAACACACCAGUGUGGAGAAGUGCUCAGUCAAGUGGCUCAGGAUUACCUAUUGGCUUCAAGGGAUGGAAUGGCCAGAUUUUUGAAGAAAACACUCUACUUGAACCUAAGGUGCUUUCAGAUGACUGCAAGAUUCAAGAUGGCAGCUGGCAUAAGGCAAAAUUCCUUUUUCACACCCAGGACCCUAAUCAGCUUCCAGUAAUUGAAGUACAAAAACUUCCUCAUCUCAAAACUGAAAGGAAGUACUACAUUGAAAGCAGUUCUGUAUGCUUUCUCUAAGGUUUCUGAAUUAGUUCAGAAUUCUUGCUGUUGGCCAGGUAAUUGCUGCAGAGGGAAAAAUAUAGACAGAAAGAUACUAUCAUUGUGAAAUGCAUGGAAUAAAGCAUUGGCUAAAUCUUAAAGAAUCUCAGGAAGAAAAGAUUUCCUCCUAAGAAGGAGAAAAGGCAUUUUUAAAGGACUAUAAUUGAUAAAGUAUUUAAUUCUUUUAAAAAUUAUAUUGAUCUGUGCUUUCUUAGAGAAUUCCCUAGAACUGAAAAUUUAUAAACAUGGAAUUCUUCAGGGUAUCCUAUAUUUUUUGACUGAGAGCAAAGUACCCAUUAGACAGCUGGAGCUGCAGAGCACUAUGGAAGCAAUACUGGCUAAUGCUCCCAAAUGUGCAAUGCUUCUGUCUAAAAAUUACAAGCCACAGUCUAAUAUGUCUUAUUUUCCCAAAUACUAAGCUGUAUUCAGGUCCCCGAUGGGCAUAUACAUCUUAGCCGGUGGUACACUACCUCUUACGUGUUGCCUUUUUGUGUUGCUUGGUGCUCUUUCUAAAACAAGGUGCUUGUGGCUUUCAUAGACUAUUUUAUUUCUUUUUUCGUCUUUGUCAUUCUUUAAGAGUGUAUGUACUGGUUACAUCAAGACAUGUUUUGGUUGUUAGUACUUAUUUUAAUUUGUUUGGUCACAUACUUAAUAACAAGUGGAACAUUAUUUAUGUGAAGUCCUUGUUCUAUUUUAAAAUUCUCUUUGUGGAUAUAGAAGCAAAGCCAGCGCACUGUAACCUGUGCUUAUGCACAAGAGAAUUGGGAGGUUUCUUUUGUUUUUAUUUUUUAAAUUGUUGUAAAAAAUAUUACAAGCCAGCUACAUCCAGUAGUAGGUUUGGGUUACAGUUUGGGGUUGUGAUAUACUAUUUUUAAAAAUCCAUGAUCAUCUGGAAUGAUACUAUGUAUAUAUAUAUUUUGUAAAGUUUUAAUUCAGCAAAUCUUUUGAAAUUGCUGCUGUUUUAAAUUAUAAAAACCAUUAUUUCUGCUUCGUAGGAAUUACAUGUCUUGUAGUAUUCAUUGACUUUAUUUCAUUAUUCUUAAAUUUAAUGUGUUGGGAUCUAAAAGAAUUCAAUUUACCAGUCUUUAAAGCAACAUUCAGGAAAAAAAAAAGUCUUUAGUCAUUUAAAAUAGGCUCAGCCAUUCAGAUUUCCCUUGUUGUCAGAGAAAUGUUAGAUCAGUAUUAAAAGAGAAAUAUUAUACCUUUUGGUAUAUAGAAAAGCUUAUACAUUCAUUAUAAACAUAUCUUUAGCCACAGCAAACCAUACUUACUUAUCUAUAAUAAAAAAUAUGCUUUAAAUCUU